CAGCUCCUCUCUCAGGGAACAAGGGCCAUCAACAGUCAGGAUGCCACUGGCAGAACCCCACUUUUCUGGGCCACAGAAUACAGGCACGAGAGACUGGUGGAGCUGUUGCUGUCCCAUGGGGCAGACCCAGAUCUCCGUGACCAACCUUUUCCUGGCCUGUGGCGCAGUUUCUCUGAGGAACCAAGCAGGGCAGCUGCCCCAGCAAUGCACCCAGCUCAGCUCCUCCUCCUGCAGGGCUCUGCAGGCCUUCUCUGCCCAGUUGCCCAGUCAGGUAGAGCAGGUACUCAGCAGGGACAUCUCCCGGGGCUUCGAGCAGGUUGCUAUUCCCUGCCUCAAUAUGGUAGAUCAGGAAUCCUGUCCCGGGGAUUUCCUCUACAUCACAGGGAACAUUGUGUCAGGCUCAGCACUUCUUCCCACAAAAAAGUGGGAUCAAAGUCAGUGUACCCAGUUUACUUUCACCUAA
Molecule: messenger RNA, 463 nt
Organism: Notechis scutatus (mainland tiger snake)
Lineage: Eukaryota; Metazoa; Chordata; Lepidosauria; Squamata; Elapidae
Source: RefSeq, a predicted model, not a curated record